UAGAAGACCCUCCCUUUCUUCCCAGGUAACAUGCAGCAAUGAUAUGUCUGGCAGUAGGAAACCCUGUGGAGAGUUUAGGGAUAAUUGAGUGCAGGGCGCCAGGUUCGCGUUUCCCCAGCCCAUGGCGCUCUGUUUUUAACCCCCCUCCCUUCCCAGCACGUAGGCAGCCAUGCGGUGCGCUCCUGUGUUCCCGACCCCCCCAUCCAAGCAGGCAUCCAGACCGCGGUUGUGCUCCCGUGUUCCCCACACCCCUUCCAAGCAGGCAUCCAGCCCCGCGGUGUGCUCCCGUGUUCUCCGUCCCCCCCUCCAAGCAGGCAUCCAGCCCCGCGGUGUGCUCCCGUGUUCCCCGUCCCCCCCUCCAAGCAGGCAUCCAGCCCCGCGGUGUGCUCCCGUGUUCCCCGUCCCCCCCUCCAAGCAGGCAUCCAGCCCCGCGGUGUGCUCCCGUGUUCCCCGUCCCCCCCUCCAAGCAGGCAUCCAGCCCCGCGGUGUGCUCCCGUGUUCCCCGUCCCCCCCUCCAAGCAGGCAUCCAGCCCUGCAGUGUGCUCCUGUGUUCCCCACACCCCUUCCAAGCAGGCAUCCAACCCCACGGUGUGCUCCUGUGUUCCCCGUCCCCCUCUCCAAGCAGGCAUCCAGCCCCGCGGUGUGCUCCCAUGUUCCCCACACCCCUUCCAAGCAGGCAUCCAGCCCCGCGGUGUGCUCCCAUGUUCCCCACACCCCUUCCAAGCAGGCAUCCAGCCCCGCGGUGUUCUCCUGUGUUCCCCACACCCCUUCCAAGCAGGCAUCCAGCCCCGCGGUGUGCUCCCGUGUUCCCCGUCCCCCCCUCCAAGCAGGCAUCCAGCCCCGCGGUGUGCUCCUGUGUUCCCCACACCCCUUCCAAGCAGGCAUCCAGCCCCGCGUUUCUCCCCCCCCCCCCCCCGUCACCAGCAGGACGGCCUGAACGCGGACCAAAGAAAACCCCCCCCAAGCAGCUAGCUCACCACCUUCCUGUUCACUACUGUCCCCUCUUCAGGACACCAGCUACCUCCUGUACCCAUUGCUGA
Messenger RNA from Gopherus flavomarginatus (Mexican gopher tortoise), 1040 nucleotides. RefSeq lists its product as uncharacterized. Lineage: Eukaryota; Metazoa; Chordata; Testudines; Testudinidae. The record is from RefSeq and is a predicted model, not a curated record. The coding region runs from base 39 to 1040 and encodes 333 amino acids. The transcript is spliced from 2 exons.